Coccinella septempunctata (seven-spotted ladybird) is the source of this 725-nucleotide messenger RNA. RefSeq lists its product as uncharacterized. The transcript has 5 exons. Bases 44 to 376 code for a protein of 110 amino acids. NCBI's taxonomy places the organism in Eukaryota, Metazoa, Arthropoda, Insecta, Coleoptera, Coccinellidae. The record is from RefSeq and is a predicted model, not a curated record.
AGUCUUUCCAGAUCCGUCCGAGACCAGGGUUAGGUCGCUGAGGAUGCCGGGUCAUCUUGACCAAGACAUAUCUCAGUUGCUCGUGAGGAAUCUACGUACGAUACGUGUAGUCCACAGGAUAACCUCCUUUUGCGCAUCGCUUAUUAUGCUCUCAUCGAGGCCGAGCUUCAAAGUAUUCUCCACCAGAUGUGUUUCGACAAGACCAUUGGUUGUUAUGAUGAGAGGAAGGAUUCUUGUGCAGUCUCUUCUCGAAGAGCACAAUGUCGGGACGAUUGUGUGGAAUGGACCUGUCUGUUAUGAGUGGUUGGUCCCAGUACAGCUUCACCUCCUCAUUCUCCAGGAUCUCUUUUGGUAUGCUCUGGUGGGUAUGACCUGAUCCUGUAUGGCCGUUAGUCUGCCUUCUGUUUCCGGGAACAGGUAACCAGCCUUUAGGUAUGCAAGUGAUUUCUCUCUAUCAAUUUUCUUAUUUUUCAGGGCUGUUGGGUACCUUCCAUGGAGUGCUCGGCCAUGCCAUAUCUCUGAUAGCUCUUGGAUGUUGGGGGGCGCAAUUGGAUCAUUGCUAGAUGACAAGUUUAGUGCUGUUACAUUGUCAUCUUCUUCAGAUAGCGCUUUGAAGAAAGGUAUGUAUAGUCUAUUGACCGAGGCGUUUGGGUGAUGCAUUCCAUACCUAGUUAAGAGACCCCUUACUUGGGUGUCGAUGGCUCUCAGUUCAGUUGUUGACCAUU